GCACAGAUCAGUCGCAAUCUCAGAAAGUCCUGAUCUUUUGCUACUGAUCGACUAGGGAGCGUUUUGUUCAUUUUCCGCUCAUCCAGACUCCCGCUUUCCCCUGCCGUUUCCGCUUGCAGUCGUCAAGAUGUCGCCGCUUCUGCCCGUCGCCGUGUACGGCCUGGAGGUUCCUCCAGGUGAGGUCAUGGUUCCUGCCGAGAUCGAAUUCCCGGCCACGAUCCGCAUCACCAUGGCGGCCAUCGACCCCACUGCUGAGCCGGAGACCGAUGGCCAGGGCAACGUCCCCUCGGUCCCUCGCUCGACCUUGAAGAUCUACAAGGCGAACAUUGAUGACGAUGAAGAGGACGAGGACAACCUCGAGUCGCUCCUCGGCGGUGGGGAGGACGAGGACGAGUCGGACGAAGACGAUGAGGAGGUCAACGGCGGUCCCAGCGACCCCUCCAAGUCCAAGAAGGCACGCCGGGAGGCCGCCAUCAAGAAGCUUCUCGAGGCCACCAAGGAAGACCCCGACGAGAAGAUGGAAGAUGCUAGCCCAAAACCCAAUGGUGCUAAGAACAAGGGCAAGGCCAAGGCCAGCGACGAGGAUGAGGAGAGCGAUGAGGAGGAUGAAAACGCUGAUGAGCUGAACAUGGAGGAAUUCGUCGUCUGCACUCUUGACACUGAGCGCACCUACCAACAACCGAUCGACAUCACCGUUGGCGAGGGGGAGAAGAUCUUCUUCAGCGUCAAGGGAACCCAUGCCGUCUACCUCACCGGCAACUACGUCGUUCCCGCGGACGAAGCCGAGGAUGAGGACGAGGACGAGGACGAGGACUCGGAUGACGAGUACGACCUCGCUCCCGGCAUCGAGGACGAGGACUCGGAUGAGAUGAGCGACGAGUUGGACCACAUUGACGGCACUCCCCGGAUCAAGGAGAUUGACACCGACGAGGAGGAAGAGGCCCCCAAGCUGGUCGACGCCAAGAAGGGGAAGAACAAGCGGCCCGCCGAGGAGGAGGCUGAGGGUCUUGACGAGAUGAUGGAUAAGGACGAGAAGGCCAAGGACGACAAGGCCAAGGACGAGAAGAAGCUCAGCAAAAAACAACUCAAGAAGCUGAAGAACAACCAGGGCGAGGCGGUUGCUGUUGAAGCCAAGGCCAAGGACUCGCCUGCAGCCAAGGGGGAUAAGAAAGUUCAGUUCGCCAAGAACCUUGAGCAGGGUCCGACCGGCCCUGCCAAGGAUCAGGGCUCGACCGGCCCUGCUGCCAAGGAUCAGGGCGACAAGAAAGCCAGCCUCGGCGUGAAGGUCGUACAGGGCGUCACCAUCGACGACCGGAAGCUUGGCACCGGCCGCACCGCCAAGCCUGGCGAUCGGGUCGGCAUGCGGUACAUCGGCAAGCUCCAGAACGGCAAGGUGUUUGACGCCAACAAGAAGGGUGCCCCGUUCACCUUUAAGCUCGGCAAGGGCGAGGUCAUCAAGGGUUGGGAUAUCGGCGUCGUUGGCAUGUCGGUCGGCGGUGAGCGCCGGCUGACCAUCCCCGCCCACCUCGCCUACGGUAGCCGCUCCAUGCCUGGGAUCCCGGCAAACAGCACGCUCAUCUUCGAUAUCAAGCUUCUCGAGAUUAAGUAAACAAGCGUCUCAGGAUGAGCUCUUGCCUGCCGGGGAUAGGCCCGAUCUGACAGAUCUCGUGGUAUUUUGAGCGCGGCGUCGGCCGUUCUGGGUUCGUUCCAUGUACAUUAUCAUCCCGUUUUUCUUUGCCCAUUUCUCGUGUCUCUAUCUGGAGCCCCCGCGCUUCUUCAUUUCCUAAGACUUGCUCUUGCCCGUGGCUGGGGACGUGCACAGCGCCAUGGAGACUUCUGACCUGGCGCAGUCUGCGAGGAACCCUCUCACUCUCCGGGGAGCAGACUGACGGGUUAACGGGAUGACGAGGUCUGCGUUGCAUAUGGUCGGCGAACGGAAAAGUCUCUCGGUCGGUUUCGGUCUCUUGCGUUUGUUUUCCUUGCCUUUCCGUCGGCCAAUAGGUGCAAUGACAUACCGGCAAAAUUUGAUGAUAUACUCCCUUCGUUUCUCA
Thermothielavioides terrestris NRRL 8126 is the source of this 2051-nucleotide messenger RNA. RefSeq lists its product as uncharacterized. The transcript has 4 exons. The coding region runs from base 128 to 1609 and encodes 493 amino acids. Gene Ontology annotation, cellular component: chromatin; nucleolus. Gene Ontology annotation, molecular function: macrolide binding; peptidyl-prolyl cis-trans isomerase activity. The record is from RefSeq and is a predicted model, not a curated record. Lineage: Eukaryota; Fungi; Ascomycota; Sordariomycetes; Sordariales; Chaetomiaceae.